Aegilops tauschii subsp. strangulata is the source of this 957-nucleotide messenger RNA. Lineage: Eukaryota; Viridiplantae; Streptophyta; Magnoliopsida; Poales; Poaceae. The record is from RefSeq and is a predicted model, not a curated record.
AUGAGGGCUCACAAGACGACGGUUAAGAUGGAGUACGACGAGCGAUACACACCGUUCUUCAGGAGAGCCCGACUAUUGGGUUUCGUCCCGCAGUUCAAGUGUAAGCCGCCAACGCUCAUCCACUCAGCUCUCACGGCUUUUAUCGACCGGUGCCGGCCAGAGACGCAUAGCUUCCAUCUUCCAUGUGGGGAGAUGACCGUGACCCUCGAGGAUUGGGCGAUCAUUACGGCCCUACCGCUCGAGGGUCGUGCUCUCACAGGACGAGUGGAGAGGACGAACUGGCACGAUAGGGGUGUCACCCUCAUCGGCGACUGCCCCCCCCCCGCUAAGAGCAACCGGACUUUCGGCAUACCGUUGCCAUGGCUCCUCGAGCACCGGAGCAAGUGCCCGGAAGAUGCCGAAGCCCGGGUGGUGGAGCAGUACGGCAGGGCCUACCUAUGGUAUCUUCUCACGGAGGUAGUGUUUCUGGACUGCUCUGGGAACUCUGCCCUAUGGAUGUAUCUCGACUUCCUAAAGGACAGGGAUGCGAGGUACAGCUGGGGGGCAGCCGGACUCGCCUACCUAUACCCUUUGCUUGACGACGCAACCCAGAGAGCAGAAGUCACGUCCGAUGACGAAGAUGAUCGGAACCCGACCAUCGCAUACACUUGGGACGUGGUGCAUGUCUACACGGGCGAAUCCAAGGCCUUGUACAAGGUCUUCAGCAACGAGCUUGAUGCUCUCACGCCUUUCCAGGUGACUUGGCGGCCGUAUAAUGAUGAUCGAGAGUGGGGGUUCGAGCUGAACAACAUGUGCAAGCAGGAGCGGCUUCUCUGGCGGUGCAUCAUGCCCAUGAUUUGUGUCUAUGCCGUGGAGUACCACUUGCCACAGCGUGUCGUCGCGCAAUUUGGUAAGGCGCAACACACACCACCAGCCGGCAUCGUCCACGAUACCAGUGGCUACGACCUACACCUGUGA